CCGCCCUCUGACCCGGAAGCAGAAUCGACACGAGCCUCUAAGUGCCCUCCGCGGAUACCCACUCUUCUCUGCCGAUUCCCGGUUCCCUCCGUGCAGCACUUUUCACGCUGAGCCGUAACUGUCCCGGAUUGUGAGCUCCUGCGAAGCCCAGAGCUGCGUUUUUCUUCUCUAGCACUGGCGUCCAACACGUGUUCACAGUUUCAUGACCUUGUCCAGUUGAAGGCUACUUUAUUGUUACAACUGUUCAAACUUUGACAUACAAGAUGAAGCAAGAUGCCACAAGGAAUGCUGCCUACACCGUGGAUUGUGAAGAUUAUGUGCAUGUGGUAGAAUUUAAUCCCUUUGACACCGGGGGUUCCGGAAACCUAAUUGCAUAUGGUGGCAAUAAUUACGUGGUCAUUGGCACGUGUACAUUUCAGGAGGAAGAAGCAGACAUUGAAGGCCUUCAGUAUAAAACACUACAAACAAUUCACCAUGGAAUCAGAGUUGGUGGCAUAGCUUGGAGCCCAGAGACUAGACUUGAUUCACUUCCUCCAGUAAUCAAAUUUUGUACUUCAGCUGCUGAUAUGAAAAUUAGAUUGUUUACGUCAGAUCUUCAAGAUAAAAAUGAAUACAAGAUUUUAGAGGGCCAUUCAGAUUUCAUUAAUGGUUUGGUGUUUGACCCCAAAGAAGGCCAUGGAAUUGCAAGUGUGAGUGAUGAUCAUACCUGCAGGAUUUGGAACUUGGACGGAGUACAGACAUCUCAUUUUGCUCUUAAUUCCCCUGGAAUGAGUGUGUGCUGGCAUCCUGAGGAAUCUUUUAAGCUGAUGGUUGCAGAGAAGAAUGGAACAAUCCGAUUUUAUGAUCUUAUGUCCCAACAGGCUAUUUUAUCUCUUGAAUCAGAACAGAUACCAUUAAUGUCAGCACACUGGUGUUUAAAAAACACCUUCAAAGUUGGAGCUGUUGCAGGGAAUGAUUGGUUAAUUUGGGAUAUUACUCGAUCCAGUUACCCUCAAGUGAAGAGACCUGUCCACAUGGAUCGAGCCUGCAUAUUUAGGUGGUCCACAAUUAAUGAAAAUUUGUUUGCAACCACUGGUUAUCCUGGCAAAAUGGCAAGCCAGUUUCAAAUUCAUCAUUUAGGACACCCUCAGCCCAUCCUCCUUGGUUCAGUAGUCGUUGGAUCUGGCCUUUCCUGGCAUAGAACUCUCCCACUAUGUGUAGUUGGAGGCGACCACAAGCUGUUGUUUUGGGUAACUGAAAUGUGAAAUAAAUUUCUGUCUAACUUGGAUCCAUAAGUUUUGCAUUUUUGGAGAAUUCCUUAUUUUUAUAUUAAAUAUACUGUAAACUCUA
Myotis myotis is the source of this 1329-nucleotide messenger RNA. RefSeq names its product nucleoporin 37 (gene NUP37). The record is from RefSeq and is a predicted model, not a curated record. Gene Ontology annotation, cellular component: nuclear pore outer ring. Gene Ontology annotation, molecular function: protein binding. Lineage: Eukaryota; Metazoa; Chordata; Mammalia; Chiroptera; Vespertilionidae. The transcript is spliced from 11 exons. Bases 264 to 1244 code for a protein of 326 amino acids.